AUGGGGAAGAAAACAAAAAAGAAGAGUCGAAGUGUUGUUAAUUCGGGAGUUGCUGUACCUUUGUUGCCGAAAAAUGUUGCGGAAUCGGGCAACCCAACUAUUGAGUCUUUUGAUGAGGGAGUUUCAGUUGCAAAAGAGAGGAACUCUUGUCCUCAUCUUGUUAAAGGUGUGAAAUUAGAUAUAUUGUCUGGUAAGAUUGAGUCUUCUAAAUCCAUAAGGUGUGAAGAUUGUAGGGAAGGGGCGGCUGAUAGGAGGGAUGGUAAAGGAAAAGGUAAGAACGUGAAGAAGAAAGGUGGUGCAUCAUUAGAUUCCAAAUCAGAUUCGAAGUCUAUAUGGGUUUGUUUGGAGUGUGGCCACUAUACCUGUGGAGGUGUCGGGUUACCAACAGCCCAUCCUUGUCAUGCUGUUGGGCAUUCAAGGAAAACUAGACAUCCAUUAAUGGUUAAUACCGAAAAACCUCAACUUUGUUGGUGUUUUCCUUGUGACAUGCUUAUUCAUGUUGAUAAAAUUGAAAAAACUGAUGAAACAAGUCAUAUUUUGCCUGAUAUUGUGAAAUUGUUAAAAGGACGGUCAUCGGAAAAAUCGGAAAAAUCAAUAGUGAGUAUUGAGGAUGUUUCCGUUGGGGGCGGCAGUGUUACUGCAGAAAUUAAGUCAGGAUCUCUGUCCAUAAGUUACUCACAUGGACAAGGUGGUUAUGUAGUUCGAGGCAUGGUUAAUCUUGGGAAUACUUGUUUCUUUAAUUCAAUCAUGCAAAAUCUGCUUGCUAUGAAUAAAUUGCGGGAUGAUUUUCUAAAGAUAGAUACCCCUGUUGGGCCACUGAUCAGUUCGUUGAAGAAGUUGUUCACCGAAACAAACCCAGAAUCUGGAUUCAGAAACACUAUAAACCCAAGAUCCAUUUUUGGUUGUGUAUGUUCCAAGUCUCCCCAAUUUCGAGGAUAUCAGCAACAUGACAGUCAUGAAUUGCUCUGCUGUUUACUGGAUGGGUUGAGUACCGAAGAACUAGCAGGAAGGAAGCAGAAUGGUACUCUCAAAAGAGACGGGACCUCUUCCAAUACUUUAGUUGAUGCCUUAUUUGGGGGUCAGAUCUCUAGUACUGUAUGCUGCAAUGAAUGUAGGCAUUCCUCGACAGUGUAUGAGCCUUUUUUAGAUCUUUCACUUUCUGUUCCAACUAAGAAUCCUCCAUCUCGGAAGGCUCCACAAGUACCCCGAACGAAAAAGACGAAACUUCCACCAAAAAGAUUAGGAAAGUCUCGAGUCAAAGUUAACAAGGAUGCUGAUCCCUUACCUGUUCAAAGUGUACCUAGCCAAUCAUCAAGCCAUGAAUCAUCCUGCCCUGAUAACUCUAUCAUAUCAGUAUCUGGAGAAAUGGUGGUUUCUUCUGAUGAUUGUACGGUAUUAGGCUCUGAAGAAAUAAGCAGCGCGGCCAAUAAAGAGGACUUAUCUCAACUUAAUUUGGUUACCGUUGGAGAGUCUCAACAAAUUCAGGUGCUUGACAGUGUUGCAAAUAAAACGACAGGUUUGUCAGAUGAUUUUGCAUGGUUGGAUUAUGUAGAAGCUGAAACUGUGGUAGAUGAAUAUACUUCCAUAUCUCAGAAGGAAGAUGCACUGGAGGUACAGGACUCUGAAAACAAGGAUGAACGUUUGACUGUAUUUCCUGAACAAGCUAUUUGUGAAACCAGUGGUCCUGUUUGUUUCCUUCAGGAGGAUCAAAACGAAAGACCUGAUUUUUCUUCAUCAAAUGCUUUUAUAUCUCAGAAGGAAGAUGCACCGGAGGUACAGGACUCUGAGAACAAGGAGGAACGUUUGACUGUAUUUCCUGAACAAGCUAGUUGUGAAACCAGUGGUCCUGUUUGUUUCCCUCAGGAGUAUCAAAACCUAAGACCCGAUUUUUCUUCAUCAAAUGCGUGGGAAGACGAGGCUCCUAUACAAGUUCAAAAUUCAGAAGUGCUGUUACUUCCAUACAAAGAAGAAAGUUCCUCAGUCGGGGACAUCAUGGGAAGAGGUGGUGGUGAGGACUCCUCAUUUGUUUUGGGGGGUGGUCCAGAAGAAUCAGAGUUUGAUGUCUUUGGUGGCUUAUUUAAUGAACCCGAGGUUGUUGCUGGGCCUGCUCCCAGACCUUCUUCAUCCGGUGAUGUGGAAGCUGUUACUAUCAUUAGAAACAACAGUGAAUCUGAUCCAGAUGAAGUAGAUGAUACAGAUUCUCCAGUCUCUGUAGAUAGUUGCCUUGCACAUUUUGUAAAACCUGAGCUUCUUUCAGAUGAAAAUGCUUGGCAUUGUGAGAACUGUUCAAGAAUUUUCCAACGUCAAAAGAAGAAAGCAAAAAAGCAGGCAAGAAUUCUAUUUGAUGGAAAUGCAAGUGGUAGUCAUGAUGAAUCAUGUCGUGCAUCUAACUCGUGUUCUCUUAAAGUCAGUUGUAGAGGAAAUGGAGAUAUUAAAAGUGACAUGAAUAUAGAAAGUUCAGUUUCACAUGUUCGGCAUGGCACAGAGCUGCAUAAUGGCGAAUUACAGUCUUCAUCUUUACAACAAACUUGCAAGGAAGAAAGCAGCAAUGAUUCAGCUGCUAAUUCUUGUACUUCUGGAAAUGUCCAACAAGAUGCUCCAAUGUUAGAUAAUGAUGACAAUGACUCAGAAGAAUGCCGCGACAAAGAGACCGAAUUAGAAAGCAUGAGAGUGAAUAGGGAUGCAACUAAGAGGGUCCUCAUUUAUAAAGCCCCGCCUGUUUUGACUAUUCAUCUAAAGAGAUUCAGCCAAGAUGCUCGUGGCCGCUUUAGUAAAUUAAAUGGUCAUGUUGACUUCAGAGAAACAUUGGAUCUUAGACCCUAUAUGGACCCCAGGUGUAUAAUUGAAGAGAAGUAUGAAUACCAGUUGGUUGGUAUAGUGGAGCACUUGGGAACCAUGAGAGGCGGUCAUUAUGUUGCUUAUGUUAGAGGGGGCCAGAAGAACAGAGAGAAGGUCGAUAAUAAAGAAAACAAGAAUGUGAAUUCCACAUGGUAUCAUGCGAGUGAUGCUUAUGUGCGUGAAGUUUCCCUUGAUGAAGUUCUUCGAUGUGAGGCAUACAUUUUGUUUUAUGAAAGAAAUUAA
This is a messenger RNA of Vicia faba (fava bean), 3081 nucleotides long. NCBI's taxonomy places the organism in Eukaryota, Viridiplantae, Streptophyta, Magnoliopsida, Fabales, Fabaceae. The record is from the annotation of a GenBank genome assembly.